Durusdinium trenchii is the source of this 2283-nucleotide messenger RNA. The record is from the annotation of a GenBank genome assembly. Lineage: Eukaryota; Dinophyceae; Suessiales; Symbiodiniaceae.
AUGUCUUUUGUUUCCGUGAGAUUCCUGCAAGGGUGCACUUGCUGCUUGUGCCGACAUGACCACCAUGGCCACUUCGAGCCGUUCCGUGAUAUGUUGCCUUCUCAUCCUGGCCCCAUCAGGAGUUCUCGGCCACGGACAGCUCACAGUACCCUUGGUACGUGGUGAUUCACAAGGGCGUCGAGAAAGUUAUGAGCAGCGGGCACCUGUUUUUACCCUUGGAGGCAAUCGAGGUGGUUACUCGGCCACCAGUAUGCGCUGCCAUGAUUUUUCGCCUGACGACAGCCCUCAGACUACACUGAAAGCAGGCGAGACCUUUGAAGCGACUUGGACGAUGGAAGCAGGGCAUCCAGGGGAUUGCUAUUUCUAUUUGAGUUAUGAUGCAGAUCCCAGCAAUGCGGUCAACUUCUUCAAAAUUGCCGCCAUUCCUGGCUGUGGUGCUCCCGAUGGCCUAAACAUUCCUGCCUCUGUGACCACCACCGUCUUGCUGCCACCUGAAGUACCAGCAUGUGAUCAUUGCGUGCUGCGAUGGGAAUGGACUGCACAUCAGCAGGUUGUUGACAUUGAGUUCUAUGUGCAGUGCGCAGAUGUGAAGAUCACGAGCACCGCUGGACCAACACUGCCGAGCCCAAUCACAGCCAUCGCUGGCAUCGAGCACUUGCCGCAGGAUGCUUCAGGCUACCGGAAGGUCUACAACGGGCAAGGUCCAGAAGAACAGUACUUGAUCGGCCCGGCGGUUGCUACUUACAGCAUUUGCAGCAUUGGUGCACCAGGUUGCAUCUCUGACAUUGGCUUGGCACCAAUCACCCAAAGCACUUCGCAGGUGUCCUUGGAAUCUACUGAGCCCCAAACUACCACGCCUUCAGGGGCUGCUACGGAAUGCAACUGCAAUCCUGACACUGAGUGGAAUGGUGGCUUCGCCCAAUAUGCCUUGGGAGCGGAUUUUUGCAGUCAAAACUUUGGCGGAGCCAACCCUUGGAUCUCUGGUGGAAGCAAUGGUGGCUUUAGCGGGGCAGCAGCUUGCGUGACAGAGUAUACCUUCCAGGAGAACUAUUGGCAGAUCUUGGUUGGAGAGGAUGCCUUGGGCAAAGCACCUCAUCGAGCUUUUGCCUAUGCUCAGUUCUGCAACGGCAAGGCAUACAGCGAGUGCUGGACUUCCGAGAAGGUGACCUUCUCUUUCUCAUUGAUGGUUCAGGGCCUGAGCUUGAUUGGAGCAUAUGUCAAGGUUCUAUUCUGGACAGACGCUGGCAACAUUUUGGGGCUUCUCCCCCCAAGCCAUCCCAAAGGUGAUGGCAAGUUGCGCCUCAUCACGUUUAUGACCGACGACUAUCCCAACUCAUGGACCGGCGAGAAGGAGAUCCAAGAGUCGGUUUGGUACCACAUUCAGGUGGUCUUCACACCUGCUACAGGUGGGGUGGCAUUGCAAGUGGAUUCCCAGGCACUUGACACAGGCAAUGUGCCGGUGAAUAUGCUGGCUGCAACCAAUGGGCCACAGAUUGGAGUUUACUCCUUUGACUAUGCCACCCAAUCAUGGCCGGCCGAAGGAUUGAAACUCUACUUGAGUGAUGCCUGCAUUGGAGCUGCAGCCGGCACAUGUCCAUCAGGCAAAGGGCCAUCGGUCACAGAGCUUGCCUCGACCAGCGCAGCAGGCACUACCCUCAGUGCGCCAAGCAGCACAGAAGUAUCGGUCCAAGGAACAGGCCUAGCUGCAAGCACGACGUCAACUGGGACACCAUCCAUACGAGGUAGCCCUGACAGCAGCAACUGUCCGCUGCCAGGAGCGGGUUUGCCCUCGUUUGUGUCCGAGUGCUACUGUGGCUUCGUGACGAGCACCCUGACAAGAAAACAUUCGUUCCAAGGCAGCGAUGGUGACGGUUGCGGCCCAGAUGAUGGAACUGCCUGUUGGUGCAGGUGCUGCUGCCACUACCGGGAAGGCACGUGCCGGUAUCGGGAGCCUGAAACCUUUGAUUCGUCACCGACAUUGGCUGCCUGGAACGUGGUCAUGUUCGUGGUCGUACUGCGCGGUUUCGCAUAGCCAACCUUUGUCAGGCCCUUGAAGAGGGCAGGGCUGGUUGGCUCAUCUUUUUCUACUUUUUGUCUUUCUUCUUUCUGAGUCUUGUACAGAACUGAAUUUUGGCCUGUCUCGCCAGAGCCACCAGAGCUUGGGCAGGGAUCAGGACUUAUAAACCGCGCUGUGACCAAGACAAGAUUCGUUGGCUUGGGAGAGAAAUCAGAAAUCAGAGCUAGUUGCCGCAGGUGGGGAUGAAUGCCAUCUGAAAAUGAAGC